This is a messenger RNA of Suricata suricatta (meerkat), 3050 nucleotides long. RefSeq names its product homeobox containing 1 (gene HMBOX1). Gene Ontology annotation, biological process: positive regulation of DNA-templated transcription. NCBI's taxonomy places the organism in Eukaryota, Metazoa, Chordata, Mammalia, Carnivora, Herpestidae. The coding region runs from base 340 to 1674 and encodes 444 amino acids. Gene Ontology annotation, cellular component: nucleus. Gene Ontology annotation, molecular function: double-stranded telomeric DNA binding. The transcript is spliced from 11 exons. The record is from RefSeq and is a predicted model, not a curated record.
UGAUAUCAAUAUGGCGGUUGUCAGCCAGACAAAGACAGUCAGUCUGAUGUGAUUGAGACAAGAGAGGUUUUCAGGGGGAGACUGGGAGAUACGGGCCUCCCCUCCCCCUUCUCCUCUUCCUGCGCCGGCCUCAACCCCUCCCCAGACCCCUCCCGACUGGCGCCCCACGCGGAAGACACCCCUCCCCCUCCCGCUUUCCCCUCCUCCCAGCCUCAGCCAUUCGUACUGGGACGUUGGGGAGGGGGCUGUGCCGGGCGGAGAGAACUCAGCGAGGAUUCUGAGAAUGAUAAAUAACACUGAUCAUCUCUAGGAAGAAUAUUGAUUCACCUCAUGUAAAGUAUGCUCAGUUCCUUUCCAGUGGUUUUGCUGGAAACCAUGUCUCACUAUACAGAUGAACCCAGAUUUACCAUAGAGCAGAUAGAUCUGCUUCAGCGCCUUCGGCGUACUGGAAUGACUAAACAUGAAAUUCUCCAUGCUUUGGAAACAUUGGACCGUCUUGAUCAAGAGCAUAGUGACAAGUUUGGAAGAAGGUCCAGCUAUGGAGGAAGUUCUUAUGGGAAUAGUACCAACAAUGUUCCAGCAUCUUCCUCUACAGCCACAGCUUCCACACAGACCCAGCAUUCUGGAAUGUCCCCAUCACCUAGCAACAGUUAUGAUACCUCCCCACAGCCUUGCACUACCAAUCAAAAUGGAAGGGAGAAUAAUGAGCGAUUAUCUACAUCCAAUGGAAAGAUGUCACCCACUCGCUACCAUGCAAACAGCAUGGGUCAGAGGUCGUACAGUUUCGAAGCCUCAGAAGAGGACCUAGAUGUAGAUGAUAAAGUGGAGGAGUUAAUGAGGAGGGACAGCAGUGUGAUAAAAGAGGAAAUCAAAGCCUUUCUUGCCAAUCGGAGGAUUUCCCAAGCAGUUGUUGCACAGGUAACAGGGAUCAGUCAGAGCCGGAUCUCUCAUUGGCUGUUGCAGCAGGGAUCAGACCUGAGCGAACAGAAGAAAAGAGCAUUUUACCGAUGGUAUCAACUUGAGAAGACAAACCCUGGGGCUACACUAAGUAUGAGACCAGCCCCCAUUCCAAUAGAGGACCCAGAAUGGAGACAAACACCCCCCCCAGUCUCUGCCACAUCUGGCACCUUCCGACUACGGCGAGGGAGUCGAUUUACCUGGAGAAAGGAGUGCCUGGCUGUCAUGGAAAGUUACUUCAAUGAGAAUCAAUACCCAGAUGAAGCCAAGAGAGAAGAAAUUGCAAAUGCUUGCAAUGCAGUUAUACAGAAGCCAGGGAAAAAACUAUCAGACCUGGAACGAGUUACCUCCCUGAAAGUAUAUAAUUGGUUUGCUAACAGACGGAAGGAGAUCAAGAGGAGAGCCAAUAUUGAAGCAGCAAUCCUGGAGAGUCAUGGGAUAGAUGUACAGAGUCCAGGAGGCCAUUCCAACAGUGAUGAUGUUGACGGAAAUGACUACUCAGAGCAGGAUACUUGGCAAGUACGCAAUGGGGAGGAGGAGGAGGGAAGAAGUUCAGAGGGAGGCAGAGAAGCAGAGAAGGAUGACAGCACUAGCCAUAGUGACCACCAAGACCCCAUCUCAUUAGCCGUGGAAAUGGCAGCAGUCAACCAUACUAUCUUGGCCUUGGCCCGACAAGGAGCCAACGAAAUCAAGACAGAGGCCCUGGAUGACGACUGAUCAGGGAGGGUUGAACAUGAGAAGUUAACUUAGUUUAGACGUAGCACCUUAGCAGACUUUCCUCGGUCCUUAACAUGUGUUCUUACAGUAUAACCGGCAGUCUCUUGUAUGUCAGUUAGCCGUUAGGGUCUUGUUCUGUGAAGAUGGCAUGGUGCCCUCAGCCUUUGCAUAUACUCUCUCAGUAUUAAUUCCCAGUAAAUAAUAACCAACCAACCAAACACACUUCCCUCUCCCAGCCCCCGAGGCUAGAAAAUCUUGCUGCUCUGUCUUAGCAUUCCAAGAAAGUGCUUCCAGGUAUUUAGAUAGCCCUCAGUUCUCAAAUACUAGGCUACGUGUAAAACCUUGGGUACCUUUAGAUUCCUGUAACACUAGUCUGUACCCUUUUCCUUCCCCAAGACUGAUAGGAUGCAAGCUGAGGUAGUGUGGCCCAGGAUUGGCAGACACCAUUUGGGGAGUAUCUGCAGAGUAAAAGGAACACUAGAAUUCCCACUCAGUGGGAAUCAUUGAUUUCCAGCUGCAAUAAGCCGUGCCUCAUAAUAGUCACACCGUGGCUAUAUUAUACUUCUUUGGGUGCUGUGGAAAAAUGUGGAGUGUCCAUGGAAACACUUGAUCUCAGAUUUUGGUUGAUGUUAACAUGCCUGACACAGACAUCCUUUCCUCUCACAAGCUGUGUGACUAAGUAGAUAAAAUACUGCCUUCUGCCUUUGGGACCAUGAUUCAAACACACAAAAAACAAAAGUCAUUUAAAAGAAAAAACUAUAAAACAAAAAAACCAGAAACCCAGCUUGAGAGCAUUGGAAAAAAAAAAAACAAAAAACAAACAAACAAAAAAACCAUGAGCUGAAUGUCUAAUGGAUGUUAAGUCCAGUUCUCAGAACCACUGUACAUUACGUGGCACAGGUAUGUGCCUGCCUGGAAAAGUGCUGGAGGUCAUCAUGGAUGCUGCUUUGCCUCCUGUUUGUGUCCCCUUUCCCUGCUACCAAAAAAAGUCUUUCAAGGAUGGAGCUAAGGUCACAAAUGAGUGAAUGAACUUCCAGUCUUUGUAUCCAUUAACUGAAGCCCCCUCAAUAUGAGAGGUGAUAGAGGAACUUUAUAGUGGGAUUAUGCUGACUGACUAUCACAAUUGCAAAUACUUUCCUAAAUAGCAGAAAAAAGCAGGGGACAAUUGCCACUUAGGUGGUGUGUCUUCGAGAUACAACGUGAUGUGACUGCUUUGGUGUUCUCUUUACUCUGUCCUUGUAGAGGUGUGAAAAGCUAUAUUGCUACAGGCAAUUUAUUUAAUAAUUGGAAGCCAUAUUGAUAAUGGAUGUGGUAAUAUUUGUAAAGUUUAAUCUACUUUAAGCGGCAGUAACUAAUGGAAUUUUUUUCCUUGAUCA